Crotalus tigris (Tiger rattlesnake) is the source of this 1204-nucleotide messenger RNA. Its product is annotated as E3 ubiquitin-protein ligase TRIM9-like. The transcript has a single exon. The record is from RefSeq and is a predicted model, not a curated record. Lineage: Eukaryota; Metazoa; Chordata; Lepidosauria; Squamata; Viperidae. Gene Ontology annotation, molecular function: zinc ion binding. Bases 182 to 1204 code for a protein of 340 amino acids.
AGGCUGCAGGAGUUUAGAGCUGGCAGUGCUUAUCUAGCUUGGCUCGUUGUGAGCCAAGCUGGAGACGAGCGCGGCUCGCUUGGCUGGUUCGCUGUCCGUGGUACUGAAAGCGCGCUCACAGUUCAACUCCUGUCCUAUCAGGGCCGCUGAACCGCGGCUCGAAGGCGUUGAGAGACCCUCCAUGGAAGAGAUGGAAGAGGAGCUCAAGUGCCCGGUUUGCGGCUCCUUCUACCGAGAACCUCUAAUCCUACCCUGUUCACACAAUCUGUGUCAGGCAUGUGCCCGAAACAUCCUGGUGCAGACGCCAGAGACGGAGUCGCCUCAGAGCCGGCGUGCCUCAGGGUCAGUUGGCUCCUCAUCUGACUAUGACUACCUGGACCUGGACAAGAUGAGCCUGUACAGUGAGGCGGACAGCGGCUAUGGCUCAUAUGGUGGCUUUGCCAGUGCACCUACUACACCAUGUCAGAAGUCACCCAAUGGUGUGCGUGUCUUCCCUCCAACUGUCCCUCCAGCUGCACAUCUCCCACCGGUUUCAGCCACUGCCUCAUUGGCACCGGUGCCACGCAAUUCCUGCCUCACCUGCCCACAGUGCCAUCGCAGCCUGAUUCUGGAUGAGCGGGGCCUUCGUGGUUUCCCCAAGAAUCGUGUUUUGGAGGGUGUCAUUGACCGUUACCAGCAAAGCAAAGCAGCUGCUCUGCGCUGUCAACUGUGUGAGAAGGUACCCAAGGAGGCCACGGUCAUGUGUGAACAGUGCGACGUCUUCUAUUGUGACCCAUGCCGGCUGCGCUGCCAUCCGCCACGGGGCCCCCUGGCUAAGCACCGUUUGGUCCCUCCAGCUCAGGGCCGGGUCAGCCGGAGGCUCAGCCCACGCAAGAUCUCCACCUGCACUGACCAUGAGCUAGAGAAUCACAGCAUGUACUGUGUGCAGUGCAAGAUGCCUGUUUGUUACCAGUGUCUGGAGGAAGGCAAGCAUUCCAGUCAUGAGGUGAAGGCAUUGGGUGCCAUGUGGAAACUACAUAAGGUCAGUCCUGGGAUGGGGGCACCGACUAAUGAACAGAGCAAGUAUGGUAGAAUACCUUGGCAAGAGAUGAAAAUCCUCAUUUCAGCCUUUGCACUGGGUCCUUGUGAUCUUUCUCCUAAGUAUCCAUUGAUCUCUCUUCCCUCUUUCUUACAGCUGUCUUUCUUUCUCUUACUUUUUCUCUAA